CCCUAAUCUAAUCACCGUGCCGUGCUCUCGCUUCUUCGCUCCAUUAAUUUAUCAGUCCUAAUUUAUUUUAUUAUUUCCGUCUUCUCAACUUAGUAUCCCGACUGUCCCCGCACCUCCAGAAAGUCAGAACUCGGAUUGCUUGUCAGAAUAAAAUUUCGCACUGGUUCGGAUUGGCCAAUCGGGGAUCCUCCAGUCUCCUCCCCAAGUUCUUGCGCUCCACGAUCGUGCGCGACGGGUUUUCGGCCUGGGUUCCGCCGAUUUCGGCCUCCGGGCAUGGAGCGCCGCGGGUUGCUAAAGGCGGCUCUUUUGCUGUGCUUGCUUGCUGUUUGCUCCGGGAGAGAACUUACGAUCAAACAUAACCCCUCCACUACCAUAUACAACUCCACUCUUGCCAAGAUACUUGUGGAGUAUGCUGCUGCGAUCUAUACUGCUGAUUUGACACAAUUGUUUAAUUGGACAUGUGCUCGAUGCACUGACUUGAUCAAGGGGUUCGAGAUGAUAGAGAUCGUUGUAAAUGUCGAGAACUGCUUGGAGGCAUAUGUUGGUUUUGCUAGUGAUAUUAAUGCUGCUGUUGUUGUGUUUAGAGGAACUCAAGAGAACAGCAUUCAGAAUUGGAUAGAGGACUUGUUAUGGAAACAGCUUGAUCUUGACUAUCCUGGUAUGCCUGAAGCAAUGGUGCACCGAGGGUUUUAUUCUGCCUACCACAACACGACACUACGUGAUGGAGUAGUCAGCGGUAUUCAAAAGACUAGGAAAUUUUAUGGAGAUAUUCCAAUCAUGAUCACGGGGCAUUCAAUGGGUGGGGCUAUGGCUUCAUUUUGUGCACUUGAUCUUGUUGUGAACUACGGACUGGAUGGCGUAAAACUGAUGACAUUUGGGCAGCCUCGUAUUGGCAAUGCUGCUUUUGCUUCUUAUUUCAAGACAUACUUGCCUCAUGCAAUUCGAGUUACUCAUGCCCACGAUAUCGUGCCCCACCUGCCACCAUACUUCUCAUUCUUCCCAGAGAAGACCUAUCAUCACUUCCCAAGAGAGGUAUGGAUCCAUAACAUUGGACUAGGAAGCUUAGUGUACUCUGUGGAGAAGAUCUGUGAUGAUUCUGGUGAAGACCCAACAUGCAGCAGGUCGGUAAGUGGAAUUAGCGUGCGUGACCAUAUAUACUAUCUCGGUGUCAGCAUGCAUGCAGAAGACUGGAGCAGCUGCAGAAUCGUCAUGGACUACAGCAAAUUGCAGUAUCAGAUGGACCUCAACGGUAAUGUCAUAUUAUCAAAGCAACCUGGUUUGUCGAAUGAUAGAGGAUUCACUGCCCAGUGAACCAAUGUAUGAUGUGUAUAGUACGAUAGCAUCACGAAUCAGUAAUGUGAGCUACCACUGCACAGAUGUUCCCUCUCAUCUCCCUUGUGAUGCUAGCUGUUAAAUUAUUCCUGCAUCAAACAGGAGGGUGAAAGGAGCAUGCAGAUUUGGAUAUGCUUGCUGUAAAUGUGGUUGCGUAAUAUAUUGCUCAGUUUGCAAACA
This is a messenger RNA of Panicum hallii, 1512 nucleotides long. Its product is annotated as probable feruloyl esterase A. Gene Ontology annotation, biological process: lipid metabolic process. The coding region runs from base 274 to 1311 and encodes 345 amino acids. The transcript has 11 exons. The record is from RefSeq and is a predicted model, not a curated record. NCBI's taxonomy places the organism in Eukaryota, Viridiplantae, Streptophyta, Magnoliopsida, Poales, Poaceae.